This is a messenger RNA of Erigeron canadensis, 3231 nucleotides long. Its product is annotated as probable LRR receptor-like serine/threonine-protein kinase RFK1. Bases 30 to 3017 code for a protein of 995 amino acids. Lineage: Eukaryota; Viridiplantae; Streptophyta; Magnoliopsida; Asterales; Asteraceae. Gene Ontology annotation, molecular function: ATP binding; protein kinase activity; protein binding. The transcript has 24 exons. Gene Ontology annotation, biological process: protein phosphorylation. The record is from RefSeq and is a predicted model, not a curated record.
AGUUGACAAAACAAGAUUUACUACUUUUGAUGUUUAUGUCAUUAUUUGUGCAGUUCAAGUUUGCUGAAUCGGUUGUGCCACAACAGGAAGUGGCAGCAGUUAAAAGCAUUCUUACGACAAUGGGUGCAACUAGUUGGAGUUUCAACGGUGACACUUGCAAUCUUGAUCUCAUUCUUGAAGUGCCAAUAAUCUCUCAGGAAGCUAAUGCCAGUAUUGGAUGCGAUUGCAGUAUCACCAACAGCUCGGAUUGUCAUGUUGUCAGGAUAACAAUGAAGUUUUAUAGUCUUGCUGGUGUUCUUUCACCUGAAUUGAUGAAACUUCCCUACCUCAAGUCAAUUGACUUUGCUUACAAUUACUUAAACGGUACAAUACCACCAGAAUGGGGUAUGACACGUUUACAAGAAAUUUCUGUUCUUGGUAAUCGAUUAACGGGUAAAAUCCCACCUGAACUGGGGAAUAUUAGCACUCUCACAAAGCUGGACUGUGAGGGAAACUACUUUUCAGGAACCAUUCCUUCUCAACUUGGGAGAUUAUACAAUUUGAAAUCUUUGAUGCUGUCCUCCAAUCAGUUUACAGGGACGUUGCCAGCGGCUCUUGGUGAUCUAAGAAACUUAACAAAUUUCAGGAUAAAUGAUUGCAACUUCAGUGGGUACAUACCUGAUUUCAUACAGAACUGGAGAGACCUCACAAGACUUGAAAUGGUUGCGAGUGGACUGAAGGGACCCAUUCCUUCAAGUGUAUCUUCCCUUGAGAGUUUAACCGACUUGAGGAUUGGUGACUUGCCUGGACCAGCACAGGGAUUUCCUCAAAUUAACAAUGCCAGUGGAUUAAUAAGAUUGGUAUUGAGAAAUUGCAACAUUUCAGGAGAAUUGCCUGCCUAUGUUUGGCAACUCAGGGAACUGGAAUUGUUGGACGUAAGCUAUAACAGGCUGGUAGGCGGAAUAUCUCCAAACAUCAUAGGGAGGAGCUUGAGAUUUGUGUUUUUAACGGGUAACAUGCUAACUGGAGACAUACCAGACUCGCUAUUGAUAAAUGGAGCGAGCAUUGACCUCUCCUACAACAAUUUUACAUGGCAAGGACCUAAUCGACCCUCAUGUCGACAAAACACGAAUACAUACAUCAACUUGUUUAAAAGCUCUUCAACAGGGAACCCAUUACAGGACAUACUUGCAUGCAGAGAUGAUAUCAAAUGUCCAAGAUAUGAAUGUUCAAUGCAUGUUAAUAGUGGUGGAAGUGAUCUAACAAUGAAAGAAAGUAAUAGAGAUGUUGUGUACGAAGGAGAUGCAAAUGUUGAUGGUGGUUCAUCUCGAUUGUACAUAAGCAAUAGGAAUUGGGGAUUCAGUAGUACUGGUGACUUCAUGGAUGACAAUGUUUACCAAAACACCCGAUACAUUUCAACGUUGGACAAUUCAACAAGCCUAUCUUCUGUUUACACAACUGCACGUCUCUCUCCACUUUCGCUUGUUUACUUUAGCCAUUGUUUGGAAAACGGAGAAUAUGCUGUGAAUCUACACUUUGCUGAAAUACAGUUCAGUAAUGAUAGUACAUAUCGAAGCCUUGGCAAGCGAAUUUUUGAUAUUUAUAUUCAGGGGCAACUGGUUAAAAAAAACUUUAAUAUUGACGAUGAGUCUAAUGGAAGGGGAAACCCGGUGGUCAUUCCGUUUAAUGCUAGUGUAACAAAUAACAUUUUAGAGAUACGCUUUUACUGGGCCGGUAAAGGGACAACACGCUUUCCAAGAAGAGGAGUUUAUGGCCCCCUUGUAUCAGCUAUAUCUGUCGACCCUUAUUUCAAAACUUGUUCAGUUGGAGGGAAGAAAAAUAAGAAAAUCGCUUAUGUUGGUAUUGCUAUAGGGGCGGCAUGUCUUUUUUUGUUAGUGUUGGCCAUAGUCUGGUGGAGACGCUCUUUAAAACACAAUAAACGGAAAGAUAAAGUUUUGCAAGGAAUGGAGUUUAAAACGAUUUCAUUUUCGUUAAAGCAAUUAAAAUCUGCCACUAGUAACUUCAAUGUUACAAACAAGAUAGGAGAAGGUGGUUUUGGCCCCGUUUAUAAGGGUACAUUGUCUGAUGGAACAGUUAUUGCAGUAAAACAGCUUUCAUCCCAAUCAAGACAAGGGAAUCGAGAAUUCUUAAAUGAAGUUGGCGUGAUAUCUUGUUUACAACACCCGAACCUUGUGAAGCUUCAUGGAUGCUGCAUUGAAGGAGAUCAGUUGAUGCUCGUAUACGAAUACAUGGAAAAUAAUAGCCUUUCCAAUGCUUUGUUUGGUUUGAAUAACAGCGAGCUGAAGUUGGAUUGGCCAAUGAGGUUUAAGAUUUGUAUUGGUAUAGCUAAAGGUUUAGCUUUUCUUCAUGAAGAAUCAAGGCUCAAAAUUGUGCAUAGAGAUAUCAAAGCUACUAAUGUUCUUCUUGAUAAAGACCUGAAUCCGAAAAUUGCAGACUUCGGGUUAGCAAGGCUAAGUGACGAGGACCAAACUCAUGUCAGCACUCGUGUCGCAGGAACAAUAGGAUAUAUGGCACCGGAGUAUGCACUAUGGGGUUUCUUGAGUGACAAAGCGGAUGUUUACAGCUUUGGGGUGUUGGCUUUGGAGAUUGUGAGCGGAAAGAACAACACGAGUUAUAUUCCUGGUGAUGGCUGUAUAUGUCUUUUAGAUUGGGCUUGUCAGUUGCAAAAUAGCAAAAACUACAAAGAGCUAUUUGAUGAGAAAUUGGGUUCUCAAAUCAACAAAGAAGAAGCGGAAAUCGUGGUGAAAGUAGCUCUCUUGUGCACAAAUGGUUCUCCGUCUAUAAGGCCCAUUAUGUCAGAAGUAGUGAGUAUGCUUGAAGGUCAAACAUGUAUCCCAGAGCUCGACCCAGAAACAAGUGGUUACUCGGAAGAUUUGAGAUUCAAAGCUAUGAGAGACUUUCGCGAGGGAAAAUACACUCAAACUCAAAGUCAAUACUCUUCCACGGUUCAAACAGAUCCAGCAUUUUCAGUGUCCUCUUAUGAUCAUUCUGAGGUUGACCCAGUCAUCUCCAGAUGAUACAAAAGACUAGAUCUUCGUUUAUAGCAUACCAAAAGUUUCAGACCAAAUAUAGAAUCCGAUCAAGCAACUCUUUAGUUUUGUAAAACCAUUAACUUUUAGUUCAUACAGUUGUGUAAAUACGGUGCAAAAUGUACUAUAGACACUGUAAAGGGAUUGCAUCAAGAAAAAAAAUUGUAAUAAUUAGCAAAUAAAUCUCUAACAUAUUAACAAA